Messenger RNA from Neolamprologus brichardi, 9255 nucleotides. RefSeq names its product zinc finger and BTB domain containing 37 (gene zbtb37). The record is from RefSeq and is a predicted model, not a curated record. Lineage: Eukaryota; Metazoa; Chordata; Actinopteri; Cichliformes; Cichlidae. Gene Ontology annotation, molecular function: protein binding; RNA polymerase II cis-regulatory region sequence-specific DNA binding; DNA-binding transcription factor activity, RNA polymerase II-specific. Gene Ontology annotation, biological process: regulation of transcription by RNA polymerase II.
CUUCCUUCCUGCAGCCUCGGCCCUUCUGCCGUGAAAAGGAGGCUGUGAAGUCUGGGCUGUCCGCCGUCACUGAGCCGAUCCUGAACCAGCUCGCAGGUACAGUGGAAUGGCAGCAAAGCGCCUGCUGACGGACCGGAGCCCGCGCUCAGCUGUCGUUCCGGGGUCUUGAACAGCUCGCUACCGCCGCUGGAGCCUCGGAGCCUGGAGGAGCCGCGGGUGGAGCUGCAGCCUGUCAGGCCGAGCCGAGCCGAGCUGCUGUCAUCUCCCGUCCGUUAAUGAUGCUCAGCAAGCUGCAGAACUGAAGUAUCGGCAACCCGAAAGCAGACCCGAGCAUUUUUCACUGCUCCCUCCCCCUCAGUGUCCCUGCAGGCUGCAGCAUGGAGCGUACCGGCAGCAUACAGCUGGACAUCCCAGACUUCAGUAACUCUGUUCUUUCUCACCUGAACCAGCUGCGUGUUCAAGGCCGUCUCUGUGACAUUGUGGUCAAUGUUCAGGGCCAAAGCUUUCGUGCACACAAGGUCGUACUAGCAGCCAGCUCGCCAUACUUUCGGGACCACAUGUCUCUGAGUCAGAUGAGCACUGUGUCACUGACAGUGAUCCGUAAUCCAUCAGUGUUCGAGCAACUGCUGUCCUUUUGCUACACGGGCCGUCUCUGCUUGCAGCUUGCAGACAUCAUCAGCUACCUGACAGCUGCCAGCUUCCUGCAGAUGCAGCACAUUAUUGACCGCUGCACCCAAAUUCUUGAGGGUAUCCACCUUAAGAUCAGUUUGGCUGACCUGGACGAAGAGUCCAGGGAUGAAGAGGGGGCACGGGGCUCCAGGAAUAGUAGGACAUUGGAGGCUGUGGUGCGAGGAGGGGGUCACAGUGGUUUGCGGCUGCUUGGCCCACGGGGAGGUGCAGAGCCAUGUGAAGCAGUCAGUCCAGCAGAAGAGCCACUUAGCCCAGUUCCAGCGGUGGAGCACAGUGGGCUAGAAGGGCCAGGGACCACCAGUGGAAGAGCAGGCAAAGAACCGAUACUACGCAUCAACCGAGCUGGUCAGUGGUAUGUGGAGACCAGCAGUGAACCAGAACGGACCGGCAGCGCUGAGGAGAGCAGCAUGGAUGGGAUCAGGAUAAAAACAGAGAGGAUGGAGGAAUGGAUUGGAACAGAAGAGCACCAGGAGGAGGGAGGGCCAGUGGAAGAGGGGGCCACGGUGAUGAUUGACACAUCAGGACGCAGUACACUGGUGACUGGACCGGUAGGAACGCUGGGGGCCCGUAGUAUCCAGCCAUCCUCCAGCUUCAGCGAGACAGACAGGUUUAGUCCCACUGGCAGCGUGGUCGUCCUGACAGAACGUCAGAGAGCAAAGAGCGAGUCUCCUAGCAGGGCAGAUGAGUUGCGACAGCCAAGCUCACAGGGAGAGGAGCAUACAACGUUUGAUAUGGGCGGUUAUGAGGACUACUUGAGGGAGCAGGUAGGAGAUCGCUGGUUCCGCUACAAUCCACGCCUCACCUGCAUCUACUGCUGCAAAUCCUUCAACCAGAAAGGGAGCCUAGACCGUCACAUGCGCCUACAUAUGGGUAUAACACCAUUUGUCUGCCGCAUCUGUGGGAAGAAGUACACCCGUAAAGACCAGCUGGAGUACCAUAUCCGCAAGCACACUGGCAACAAACCUUUCCACUGCCAUGUUUGUGGGAAGAGCUUCCCCUUCCAGGCCAUCCUCAACCAGCAUUUCCGCAAGAACCACCCAGGCUGUGCACCCCAGGAAGCCCACAGCGCCUCUCCUGAGACUACCACCGCUUCAGUUACAUCCAGGGGUGGUCCCAGUGAUGAAGCUUCCCCUAGUCAGGAGGAAUCUGAAGGUGGAGGAGGUAAUAGUGCUGGAGGGCAAUAUGGAGAGGGUCCCCAAGCCUCUGUUUCUACAACAGGACCAGACUGACCCCAGUGAAGGAAGGAACAUGGGGUGGGGGGUGAGUGGGGCAGCAUGAUCCUGUUGUAACCAAAGCUAACAGGAUGUUAAACCCGCUGAAGUCAAAGGACCCCUCAGAGUCUGAAAUGAGAUUUAUCCGCUUUAAACCGCAUCUACCUUCACCUACUAAACCGAACAGAUUAAGCUAAAAUGAAGAAAUUCCACACACUCCAACAACCUCAUAUGCCACAAAAUUCAGUGGUUCUCGUUUGCCUCCGUCUAGUUUAUGUUACAGAUUUCUACUUUUAUAUUUACAGGUAUUACUGGUCCACAACACAGCAUCACAACAGUAUGUCUGGUGGAGACUUUGCCAAACUACUCAGUGCCAGUUAAACAAUUCAAAUCCUUCAUAUUUGCCUUGAGACAAUCUGGAGCCGUUGGAUGAUGAUAAUAAUAAUAAUAGUAGUAGUAAUAAUAAUAAUCUUAUGCGUUCUAUAAGUGCCAUAAUGGCGUUAAAAGGUAUAGUUGCACAAAAAGGUUCAAUGAGAAACUUAAAACUAUUUAGCUGACGGUGCAUCCCAGUGUGAUUGGAGUUUCUGGUCUUUCCCCAUUUUCCUGCAUUUGGCACGAUUCAGGAUAGAUAAAGUUAUUACACUACACACUUUGACACUACGUACAUACCUCACUGUACAGCACAAAAAACUGCAGGCACAAUCUUCUGUUUCACAAUAUGACCAUCCAUCAAAAAAUGCAUUGCGAGACGGUAGAAAGACGAUGUAAGUGGACUGGUUCUUAUGUAGCGCUUUUCUACUCUGAGCACUCAAAGCGUUUUAUACAACUUGCCUCGUCCACGAAUUCACACAAACACUUUGCUGUGUGCUUUCUGUCUAACAGUCACACACAUUUGAGCGACUUGGGGUUAAUAUCUUACCCGUGGAUAUUUGGUUUGGAGAUUAGAGCAGCCAUGGAUCGAACCACCGACCUUCCAAUUAGAGGGUGACUUGCUCUACCUCUUGAGUCAUAGCCACCCGUGUGUGCCCAGUGGAAGAAUUGCAGGUGUAGAUGAAUAUAUACUUGUCCGAUAAAAAUCUGAAAAUGUUUAAUGUUAUUAUUUUUGAUCGAGAAUAGUCAAAAACCCUACAUACCUGCAUUUUAAAAGAGAGAAGAUUUGCCUUCGUCACUGUGAACUAAACUUUUCUUUGGGGAGUAUUUUGGGGUUUUGAACUGCUAUAUGCAAAGUUUUUAACUAUUAGUGCAUCUCACAAAAAUAGAAUAUGGAGAAGUGUGGCUCUGCUAAGAUCCUAUUGAAGCUGCUCUGAUGCCAACUUCGUGUGGAUUUUUGGAUCAGGUUUUCACAUCUUCCUCGAAAAUACUCCAUAGAGUCUCUGUGGGGUUUAGGUCAUGUGAUUUGGCUUGACAAUUAAGUAGAGUAAUAGCAUUGUUGGCAAACAUGUGGUAGUAGUGGUGGAGCUAUAGUCAGGUCAGUCCUGUUGGCAAAGGAAAUUUGCACCGGCAUCGCUAGAUAGAAACAUGAACUCUGUUAAUGCAGCCGUCUUCCUGGAAGUUUAUCCUUUGACAUAUAAAAACUCUCCACUCAGCCGGCCUUUUCAGCAGUGACCUUCUGUGGCUUACCCUCCUUGUGGUGGAUAUUAAUGAUCGUCAUGUGGAGAGCCGUCAGGUCAGCAGUCUUCCCCAUGACUGUGAUUGUGUACUAAGACAGAUACUGUGGUUUGAAUAGAAAUUUUCUAAAAUGAUAAAGACCUCAGUGCAGUAUCUCGGACAGUUUGAAAUACUCCAUUUCUAAUUUUCUUGAGCUAUAAGCAAACUUCAAAAAUGCUUGAAAAUAUUGACUUUGUGUUUAAUUAAUAUAGAAAAUAUGAAAAUCACCAUUGUGAAUGAAAUUGCCAAAAUAAUCACCUUUUUUACUGUAAUUUUUGGAGAUGCAGUAGUAUAUCCCAUUCCCUUCGAAUGCAACACAGGUCAUGUGACUUAUUUGUGUCACAUGAAAACUAUUACAUGCUUUCAUGUGACCCUGUGAUAAAGUCACAAGUAUGUAUGUAUGUAUGUAUGCACAAGUAUGGCCCUGAGAAUCAAAUGUGGACGGCUCCAUCAGCCUUCCGCUUCUCUGGAUGUACACGGGAUGUGUCGUAGAACAAAUAUUGAGAGGGAUUCUCACGCUUCAUGCAGGCAAAAUGGAUGGAAAAAUGUCUGUGGGGACUCCAGUCACACUGGGUUAAUGAAUUUGGCAUGAAUUGAAUAGAACUUCCUUACAAUAGUGUUUUUACUGUGGCAGUUGAACUCAGCUUCUACAGCAGGUUUUAGAUCACACUUGACCACCAACAAACUCACAGCAGGAAAACUGGACAUUGUCCAGCCUCAGAUAAGCUACACAGCUCAAUUACCUCUCAUCACUACGCAAUACAGCUGCAGCACAGCACCACCAGGAAGCGCUCUGCUCCACUCCCACAGAGAUCUCAGUCACUUUUCUCAGAUAUUUUUAUAAACAAACAUGUAUUUAUUGUUUUUCUUCAGUUUUCUUGGACACUUUCUUGCUCUGACAACGGGUGUGAUGGAAGACAGCUUGUUGUUUGAGGAGAACAAGAUAUUGGGAAGACCCGAUCAGUAUCUUGUGUGACAGUUAGUGACGCAUUUAAUCUACUGCACUUACCACAAGCCUGUGGGGGAAAAAAGUCAGACUGAAACUAAGAGUGAAGAACAGGUGACGCACAGGUAUUGAAGACACCGACACAGUAGAAAGGUCUGCUGAAGUGACUCCAAUUAUAGUCAGCACACCGAAGUCGAAUCAAAAUUUAUUGCCAUCGCUACUGUACACUGUGUAAACACAGUGUACAGAGAGACGAGACGACGUGGCUCCAACAGCUGUAGUGCAACAAAAAACUACAAACAUGACUCGUAGAUUAAAAAAACAAUAUAAAUGGGAAGAAAGUCUUAUAUAUAUAAGGGGGCCAGACCCCACUGACAUAGCUAAAAAAAAAUGCAUUAUUAUAUAAAAAAAAAAACACCUCACCAGGGAAAAGGGAAAUGAUCUCUUUGGGUCUCUUUGGGAAUACCUCGCCUUAGAACAGGGGUGGGAAACUCCAGGCCUCGAGGGCCGGUGUCCUGCAGGUUUUAGAUGUGUCCUUGAUCCAACACAGCUGAUUCAAAUGGCUGAAUUACCUCCUCAACAUGUCUUGAAGUUUUGUUGUUUUUUUUUACCAGAUAGUAAAGAUCAUAAAAUAAUACAUUAAUAUGCUUGCCUUAUUUAACCAGUUAAAAAUAUUAGUUUUGUGAGAGUUCAAAAAUCCUUCUGUAACUUGUUGAGCACCGCAGCACUGCCACAGAUGACCUCACCUUCACUCCUGAUGUCAUAGACAUGAAAGGGGGGACAUUUCAGACACUGUUGAGGAUAAAUGUCUCUCCAUUCAGAAAUGGAGUCUUCACAUAAAAAGGUAGACCACAAAAUACAUCAACAGAACACAUGUUACCCGACCUUAGCUUCGUUUUUGUGUACGGAGUGCAGUAGAGGUAAUGCGUCACUGACAAUAGAUGGUUCUGAUCUGGAUGAACGUUGAUUGGAUAUUGACAAGCCAAACCCUGAUAGACCAGAUGGAUGUAGUGGCCAGGCCAUGGAGCUGAACUUCAGAAGCCUCCUGUGAUCAGAGUUGACCUGUUGGCGGGCGGGAGCAGGUCGGACUAUCUGGCAACCAAAGGAAAGAUGGCGUGGCCGUGUGGGCCCCUCAAAACGCCAAAACAACUAAACCUCUUAUCAAUGAGGGAGAACGAGAAGGUCACAAAGUUUUUGUAACAAGAGAACAAUAACAAAUCUACACACAUUAUAAGACAAAUGUAUUUAAACUACUAAGAUGUUUUUGUUUUGUUUUUUAAAUAUGAUUAAUGUAAACAAGCUAGGAGUAGGCAGGUAGCACACAGAUGGACUGUUACUGUUUUCUUCUACAGAGCUGUGAAACAGAUUCUCAGUGGAUGGUCAAUUUUUUUAUGCAAGUGAAGCCAGCGGCUCUGUCCUCAAUCAAGUGAUUGGAGAUUUUGUCCCAGAUGCCACUGCAGCCACUGCCGCUAGGCUCACACUUCAGGCUAACCAGGAUAUCAGGUAUACAAACUCUUUUCUUUUAUUCAAAGAAUUGGAUGUUUACCUUUCCCACGUAGCAGUAUGCUAACAGCUAAACCUCAGUGCAGUAUGCACGCUGCAGAAAGAAAACUUACCUGUAAACAAAGAAAAAAAAAAAAGCAGCAGGGAAGGCAUCCUCACGAGUCGCCGUAGAGGUCGGCAAAACCAAGACUGGGAAAUAUGAAACAGAAAUGAGCAUGGUGACCUCAAGACCUCUUUCCGCAGAAUGUGUGGAUGUCUCCCACAGUCUGGGUCGGUGUAUAAGUAUGUGGUGAUCUUGCCUCUAACAGAUGUUUAAGUUUUGUCUGCUGUGUUGGGCUGGAACGUGACUUUGAGCAGGUGUUUUGAGAGAAAUCACGACUUUUAGAAGCAACCAAAAGGGGCUGAAUAGAAUGACUCGUGCAGGAAAUAUUGUGUAAAAUUAAGCAAACAUUAUUCAAUUAAGUUCCAUUCAACAGUCACCCCAAGGUGCUGUGUAUUGUACCCUACAGAAUAACGGGGAAAAGCACAUUUAUAAAAUAUUUCAUGUUCCAUAAAGUGACAAUCAAAUGAUUUUAGCUGCUAAUUAAUAAUCAAAUUCUUUGAACAAAUUCCCCUAAUUGGACAUUACUUUUGGAAGGUAGUUAGUACAUGGCAACAUGGCUCGAUCACAUUCAAAUCAGGAGCUGAUUAAAAACUUUUAAAAACCUGCCGUGAUUAUACAGAUUAAACAGUGCAACGUGCUGGGAGGUAUGUGACAUGACAAAGAGCAGCUCGAGUCAUUUGCCUGAACCCGCAUCUAGCAGCAGCCAACACGUGACUUUACAGUACAUUUGUGUAUUCGUGUUAUUUCCUGCAUCAUUUGUGUUAUGUUAUGUAUGUUAGCAAAAUACUGUUAGUCUCAAUUUCAAUUCAGUUUAUACAGCACCGAAUCACAACAACAGUCGCCUCAAGGAGCUUUAUAUUGUAAGGUAGACCCUACAGUAAUCCAUACUCAGUAGGUAUUAUAGCAGUUGAGGACUUUUAAGUUUUGUUGAUAUAAGGCUAAAAAGAAGACGUUGGCAGUUACCUGCUAUUUCUUCUUGAAUUUAAACGUGAAUUACAAAUCCACAGGUACAGGGCUUUCCUGCUGCAGAGUGGGCCUUUUCGGGUUAAUAACUAGAUUGGUCUGCAUGUAGUUACAUAGUAUAGACUGUUUCAGCAUUGUAUUGCUGUUUCUGGCCAUUGACCAACAAAAAUGCCUUUUAUUUCUGAGAAACCCCACCCAAAAGAAAAAAAAAAACCUAAAAGAAAUGGGUGUGCCACCAUUUUUGUAAAAUCCAAGAUGCAUAUACUUGUUUUAUCAUAUAUAAAGUCCAGUACCAGAAAGCAUAGCCCCAAACACUUUUUCACCUUCAAUAAUAUUUUCUGCACAGGUCAGGAUUCAGCCCCUCUAUUGAUUCAGUUACCGACAUCAUGUAGACGAUUUAAGACCUGAGCGUUUCUUCAUGUGUUUCAUAAGAAAUCCGGUUCAUUUUGGUUCACUUUGUGUUUUACAUUUAUCAGGAAUUAUCCAAUGUAUAGAAAUCUUUUUUAGAGCAGUGAUCAUGAGAAGUACUUCAAAGAGACAUUUCUGACAAAGAACAAAAGAUUCGAGUUGCACAUGUUGACCUGUUCCAGCAUUAAGACAUUAACUUGGGGUUUCCAACCACCAUAGACCCAGGAACAAACAGAUCGGCCUUCUUUUUUGUGUUUCACGUUCUGUUUCUGCUUCCUCCUCUUUGCUCUGAAUCGAAGGAAAGCAGGGAAUACUUCGUGUUUUCACUGAGCAAUACAUCAUUUCAUGUUAUUGCUGGUAACAAGCUGCUCCCUUCUGGUUCAGGGUGGUCCUACUUGAGAAAUCUACAGUAGGAAAAGUUGGCUUAGAGCUGCAUUCAGAAACCACUGCAUUUCAAACUUGAUCAUAAGAGAAUCGCUCAAUCAAGUCUUUCUCUGCUCAAACAUGCAGCAUUGACAGUUUGCCUAUAAGACACCAACAACAACCCAAUCUUCAUCAAUCUGUCCAGUGGAAAUAGAUGUGACAGAUUUCAGUCUAUAUUCAAAUUAUCAUUCUGUUGCACAUCAGACUUGUAUAGUUAUACGCAAAAAUAUCAAGAAAAACUUGGUAAAGCAAGCAAAUGUGUCUCAAUUCACCCAAAAUGGGUUGUGAAGUGUAGUGAACACUGAACUGUAAGAGGGAAGGUGCUCAACUGAACCAACCUCUGUGCGGUGAAAUGGCCUCGCCUAGCAUUCUUAAAUGUUGUAAACUGGCCUGUAUCUGCUGUUUGCCCAAUCCCUUGGAGUCACAGACACGACAGUCUCUGUCAUUAUGCUCAACAACACGAGCGAUGCAGUAAUGAGUCCGACAUGAGUAAAUGUUAAGGCUCAUCGCAGUGUUCACCGUUACUUCAGCUACGUUUGCUUUAAACACAGACGGCCCAAAUCAGACUUUUCCUCCUCAGUGAUUUCUCAUGUUCCGAUCCGCUUUCAUCCUCAAACUGUGAAAAACAGCAGAACCUCCUCAUGAUCCUCACGUCUUUGAGUCAGUCAAGGUUCCAGCUCGUUUGCUUUAUUCAGAAUGCUAAAGUUUAAUUCUCUUGUAAGAGGUGCAGUCUAAAUUUUCUUUUUCCUACCUGGAUAAAUCCAGUAACAUUGACCACAACAUGCCUAACCAUGAAUCAGAUCAUUUAACUAUAUUCACGUAAUAACUCUUUAAUGUUGAUUCCUCAGAGUAUAUCCUAAUAUAUCAAUGCAGAAAAUAAGUCAAAGUAAACAAAUUUUAGAUAGUAAAUUAACUUUUAAUACUGUACUUUUUUUUUUCUUGAAGAGGAAGUACUUAAGUUCUGUAGUAGAUGAACCUGAAAGGUUUUAUGUGAACAUCUUUUAUGUUGCAUGUCUAUUGCUAAAUCAUGUUGGUGGAGGGUGUGGGAGGGUGGGGGGAUGUGAGGCCAAAGGUCAGUUAGUUUAGAUAAAUGUGAAGAUGCUUACUUUCACUAUGACCACUAGAUCACUCACAGGUUGCAUCUCCUUCAAAGGAAAUAAAGCACUUUAAGUGACAAAUGCCACCGACUCGCCUCUGUCUCCAGCAGCAUUCACAAACGUGCGCGUGUGAACGUGACACACACAUCUGGAAUUCAGCACUACGCUCUCACCUGUUUUCCAUGAACAUGUUUAGAAGUGCCUCAAACUGAAUACUGCAACUACUCCUACUACUACUAAAAAUAAAAAAAAAUGUAUAAAAAU